AUGUCUUCGACAAGUCGUCCAUCAAUUGCUAUAAUCGGGGGCGGAAUAUCCGGAUUAGUCUGUGCUAUACGGCUGGGACAACUCGGUUUCUCUAAAGUGACCGUCUUUGACACAGGUAAACGUGCAGCAGGAGGGCGCUGCUCGAGCCGGAAGUUGAUGAUCAAUGGCCAGCUCCACACCUUUGAUCACUCCUGCCAGUACUUCACCGUCUCCGACAGAAGAUUCGCCAAAAUCGUCUCAUUCCUGCACAACAAGAAUGCUGUUAAGAUAUGGACUGGAAAGAUCGGACAUCUGAAAUCCGGUAAAUUUCAAGAAGAUCCGAGUUUGACGCAAGCGUUUAUUGGUACGGAUGGAAUGCAGUCCAUUGCGGACUGCUUAGCGUCAAAUGCCGACGUGCAAAGGCCCGUCUGGGUCAGCGAAGUCUGUUGGGAGGAAGGAAGUAAAAAGUGGAAGGUCGACCGAUUCGGAUUUUAUGAUUACUUGGUGAUUGCACAUAAUGGAAAAUGUGCAGAUAAAUUAAUGUCGUCUGCCGGUGCACCACAGGUUCACAGUCUUCUCCGCGUAAGAUUUAAUGACGUAUUGAACCCACGUGAUCAGCGUAUGCAUCUGUGUUCUUUGUGGGUGCUUCUUGUUGCAUUUAAAACUUCACUUAAAUUAAAGUAUGACGGUGCCCAUGUUGACCACGAAGACAUAUCAUGGAUAAGCAACAAUACAUCUAAAUACCGACUGACUAAAGAAACCCUGUCCACCAAGAAAGACUCGGCAGAGUGUUGGACAAUCAUUAGUACAAAAUCCUUUGGAAAGGCCUUUAAAGUGUCACAAGAAAAUAUUCCACCGUCCACUGAAAAAAUGGUGACAGAAAAAUUAUUUUCGGCGUUCAAAACGGUAAUAGCUAGAUACGAGCUACCCAGCUUGUGUUACACUGGAGUUCAGCUGUGGGGAGCGGCUGUUCCGAUUAACACCCUGAACAAUGGGUCAGACUGCGUGUUUGACGGACGUUGUCAUGUGGGAGUUUGCGGGGACUGGCUAUCCUCCCCAUGUAUCCAGGGUGCCGCAAUUAGUGGAUUAUCAUUAGCAGAAAAGAUCCAACAAUCCUCCUUGGGCAAGUAUUCAAUCAAUAUCUGUUACCUAAUGCAUCGUUUAAAGAUAAUAAUUUCAACCGGGAAUUGGUAUUCAAUGUGCAUAAGCAAUCUAUCGGACUUUUUCAUAGAACCAUUUAGAUCUAAUGAUUCUGAAAACAGCAAAUGCCUCUGUCAAAUCGGAAUUAUUGUUUUACACGCAUUUUCUCAUACAAUUUUUGUGCACUUUUGUAUAUUUGUUCUAAAAGAGAUAAAAGACAAGGGUGCCGUAUUUACUGAACAGUGGAAAUGUAACUAAAUUAUUUUUGUACUUUGUGAUUCUACACUCCCAAGCAGGUGUGUCAGUUUCCGCAGUUUUAGACUUUCUA
Molecule: messenger RNA, 1447 nt
Organism: Saccostrea cuccullata (small rock oyster)
Lineage: Eukaryota; Metazoa; Mollusca; Bivalvia; Ostreida; Ostreidae
Exons: 2
Coding region: 1-1377 (458 amino acids)
Source: RefSeq, a predicted model, not a curated record